This is a messenger RNA of Peniophora sp. CBMAI 1063, 510 nucleotides long. The record is from the annotation of a GenBank genome assembly. NCBI's taxonomy places the organism in Eukaryota, Fungi, Basidiomycota, Agaricomycetes, Russulales, Peniophoraceae.
AUGGUCCAGACCCAGAAGCGACUGACUCACAAAGCACAGAGCAGGAAGAAAGCGGUCAAGAACGGAGAAGCGGAGGCGAAGGUGUCGCGGAAGGAGGCGACGGCGCGGUGGAACGAGGAGAUCAGGCGUACGAAGUGGGUGUACGACCAGUGGUUCAAGCAUCCUCCGGGAACCCAGACUAUCACCCGGGGCGCGGCGAUGGACUGGGCGGAGCCCAAGCUGAAGAGACAGGAGCUCGACACGCUCCCGUACGAGGAGCGCUUUGCGAGUAAUGGCGGGAUCAUGAAGCUGCACGACGCGAACGACGUGUGCUUGCUCAUCAGGAAGCGCAAGAAGUGGUUGGACAGGACCAUCCCUACCGAGCGUCUACGCCCUUUGCGGGCCGGUAUGGGUGCUAUUGCGCAGGCAGGCACGUCCGAGGGCGCCGCGCAGGAGAUGGCAUCGAGCGUGUCGCAGAAUGUGCAGCCAAUCGCGCAGGCAUCUCCUACUCCAGGCGACGCUGCGGCGUGA